AAUCCAUCCAUCCAAUCCAUUUUCAUUUUGUCUGAUUCUAAAUAAAAACAACUGUUUAGUAAAUACCCCAACCAAGAUUUCAAGUGUUUUUCUCUUAAUGCAUCAAUAGUUUGACAAAUAACUAAUUUCGUCAUCCCUAUUUAAUACAUUUUGGCUUUCCUUCGCACAAUUCGCAAGGUUAACUUCUCCGUAAAUGGAAUGGAACUUUGAAAACUACAACUAAUCAUGGAUUCAAUGAGAAGAUCAUGGAAACUACAGGAAUUCGUCGCCCACAAGGCGAAUGUCAACUGUUUGGCCAUGGGGCACAAAUCCAAUCAAGUCCUAGCCACUGGAGGCGAUGACAAAAAAGUUAAUCUAUGGGCCAUUGGUAGGCAAAGCUGUUUGAUGAGUUUGAGUGGGCACACAACCCCAGUAGAAUGUGUGUGUUUUGGCCACUCUGAAGAUUUAGUCUGUGCUGGCUCGCAGACUGGAGCUCUGAAAAUAUGGGACUUGGAGGCAGCAAAACUACUCAGAACAUUUACUGGACAUAAAGGAGCUAUCAAGUGUAUGGAUUUCCAUCCAUACGGGGAUUAUUUAACUACAGGCUCUUGUGACAAUAAUAUUAAACUGUGGGACACAAGGAAAAGAGGCUGUAUUGUGACAUAUUCCAGUCACAGACUUGCUGUAAACAGUUUGCAGUUUAGCCCAGAUGGCCAAUGGAUUGCCUCAGCAUGUGAAGAUGGUAUUGUCAAAGUAUGGGAUGUAAGAGUGGGCAAGGUUCUGCAGGAGUUUAGAGAGCAUACAGCGGCUGUCACUUGUGUAAAGUUCCACCCCCACGAGUUCCUCCUGGCUAGCUGCGGUAUGGACAGGACUGUCAACUUCUGGGACAUGGAGAAAUUUCAAUUGGUAUCUAAGUUUGAAAAGGAGAACACUUCUAUUAGGUCUAUGGUGUUCAGUGACGAUGGCACAACUCUUCUGGGUUGUGGUAAUGAUGGUCUGCAUGUAAUUGGGUGGGAGCCUGCUCGAGUAUUUGACACUGUACAUGGCCACUGGGGCCAAACUCAUGACAUCACAGUUGCCCAUACACAACUUAUUGCUGGGUCAUUCCAUUCAACAUAUGUGUGUUUGUCAGUGGUUGAUCUCAAUAAGGUCCAUCCAUUUGGAGGGCCGCCACCAGUGACACCACCUGUGGUGCGAGAUUUGUCGCCCUUCCAAAAAGGACAGUCUGUCAGGAAAAGUUUCUCAAAGGAAAAACCAUCUAAAGAAGUGAUCCAUAAGUCAACCCCCCUGGAUGAGAAGACCGCGGAGGAGUCCAUGUCAGGCACCGAAGCGGACGAGGACGGCGCGGUCAUAUCCAACAUCCAUGACUACACAGAAAUCUUUCGGCCUUCCAGGGCAUUGAAUCGCACACCGCCACCAGCAACUAGUUUAUCCUCUGAAGACUACUCAUUGCCAGCCGAGGAGUGCAUGGGCAAGCCGGGCGCGGGGCUCAGCACGUCGCUGCGCGACCUGCUGCUCGACGAGCCGCCGCGGCCCGCGCCGCAGCCGUCGCCGCCGCAGCGGCACCGCGCCGACUACUCGCGCAUACCCACCUCCACUACCGGCAAGGCGGACCCCUUCUCAAGGCCGGUGGAGAGCAACGCUAAAGAGGAUAACACAUUCACAGCUCCGCCAAAGCCUGCCUCCCGGGACUAUGUCAUGCCCCAGCCUCACGCAGCCAACUCGCUUAACCGACAUAACUCAUGUAAAGAAUCUAAAACUACUGACAUGUCUGGGAACCUAUUAAGAUCCAGCAACAGUGAAAUGUCAUUAGUUCCACCGUCACUAGGACCACGGUCUCUUUCAUUUACCAGGACGUCUUCAGAAACAACAAGGCGACGAGUAGAUAAUAUAGUGAGGGAGACCGUGGUCGUCUCUACAGAUACGGAUGAGCCAGAGUUCGUGCCCUGCGCCACAGACAGGCCCGUCGGGUUGGAUCUCGACGAAUUUUUACCAAGGGCGCUAGCGGUGGGCGGCGCGCGGCGCGGCGUGCGCGGCGGGCCCGAGCCCAGCGAGCAGGAGGUGCUCGGCGUCAUGAUGCGCGGACACGACUCCAUGAUGGCCGUGCUCAGCGCCAGGCAGCGGGCGCUGCAGAUAUUCCAUUCAGUUCGAGUUAAUAAAAAUUUAAAAAUUGCCUUAGAAUCAGUAAUCGCUCUGGAGGAUACAUCAGUAAUUUUAGACAUUUUGAACGUCAUGGCGCAUAAACCGUCACUCUGGAAUUUAGACAUUUGCCUUUUAAUGCUUCCUAAAAUAUACGAAUUAUUGCAGAGCAAAUAUGAAUCGUACAUGCAAUGCGGCUGCAACGCCCUCCGGCUGAUCGUGCGCAACUUCUCGUCCGUGGUGCGCGCCAACGUGUCGGCGCCGGUGCGCACGCUGGGCGUGGACAUCCCGCGCGAGGAGCGCUACGCCAAGUGCGCGCAGAUCCACCGCCUGCUGCUCGACGUGCGCGCCUUCCUGCUCAAGCGGCAGACGCUGCAGGGCCGGCUCGGCGCCGCCUUCCGCGACCUACACACGCUCAUGCAGCAGGGGCUCGACUGACCGUCGCAAUCGCGUCCAGGUUAUAUUACAAAUUACAUACCAUAGA
This is a messenger RNA of Cydia amplana, 2602 nucleotides long. Its product is annotated as katanin p80 WD40 repeat-containing subunit B1. Gene Ontology annotation, biological process: microtubule depolymerization; microtubule severing. Gene Ontology annotation, cellular component: katanin complex. Lineage: Eukaryota; Metazoa; Arthropoda; Insecta; Lepidoptera; Tortricidae. The transcript has 16 exons. Gene Ontology annotation, molecular function: microtubule binding. Bases 226 to 2556 code for a protein of 776 amino acids. The record is from RefSeq and is a predicted model, not a curated record.